UCAUCAUUCACCCUCCUUUCUCUUCCUCAAGAAACUUGAAAUUCAAGAACUUUUUUACUCUUGACAAUGUCUGGCCGUGGAAAGGGUGGAAAAGGGUUGGGAAAGGGAGGAGCAAAGCGUCAUCGGAAAGUUCUCAGGGAUAACAUCCAGGGAAUCACGAAGCCAGCGAUCAGGAGACUGGCCAGGAGAGGAGGAGUGAAGAGGAUCAGCGGUCUGAUCUAUGAAGAGACAAGAGGUGUUUUGAAGAUCUUUUUGGAGAAUGUUAUUCGUGAUGCUGUCACCUACACUGAGCACGCUCGUAGGAAGACUGUGACAGCCAUGGAUGUUGUGUAUGCUUUGAAGAGGCAGGGAAGAACUUUGUAUGGAUUCGGAGGUUAAUAGAUCUAAGAAGUGGGUAGUGAAUAUUUUGCUUAAAUUGUUGUAAUGAAUCAUAUCGAUUUUUGGCACAAUUUGGUUACAUGUUAUCAAUGUUUUGUUGUUUGGGAAAGUGUAAUUGAAUGGAAAUCUUUUCUGAUUUGACGAA
Messenger RNA from Lactuca sativa (garden lettuce), 523 nucleotides. Its product is annotated as histone H4. Gene Ontology annotation, cellular component: nucleosome. Lineage: Eukaryota; Viridiplantae; Streptophyta; Magnoliopsida; Asterales; Asteraceae. Gene Ontology annotation, molecular function: structural constituent of chromatin; DNA binding; protein heterodimerization activity. The record is from RefSeq and is a predicted model, not a curated record.